GGCAGCUCCCAGCUGCUCCUAUCUAUGGUGUAAUGGCCAGAGGGGCCGUGGGUGGCAGGAGGGGGAGCCACUGGGAAACCGAUCACGGCUGCCCAAUAAAAAUCUCCGUGUGCUGGGCUCGCACAGCUGCCGGCCCCGGAGUUGCUGAACUUUGGGGCUCGUGGGUUGGCGAGGCAGCCCCGCUCGCUAUCAUCCCGGGAGGGACCCGGCGUGCGCCCUAACGCGCUGCGCCCCUGGGGCUCCCCAAGGCGGAGGCGCACGGAAGCCCCUGUGCGCCCUGCUCUCUCCCCCUCCUCCAGCUGCUAGCGAUGUGGGGCCGAUCUCCCUUCCCUAGCUAGGGCAUCUCCCUGCGCCCCACGCCUAGGCACUAAUCUCUCCCCGCACCCACGCACUUCUCCUCCUCCUCCUCCUCUCCCCCAGCGCCUGCCCCUUCCCGGGACUCCACGGAGCGUCUCCAGUAGCCGCGGGUCCCGGGCGCCCCCCGUGCCCCUGUCGGAGGGGGCAGGAGGGUGAUGGUCGGCUCCGCUCAGGUCCAAGUGGUUGAAAGGUGAAUCCGCCUCCAUUUCCGCCCGGCGACGGAGCCCUGCCCACCGCAGGGAGCAGAGGGAACCGGCGCACCGCCACUCCGGGCGCAGCCAGGCUGGGGUACGCCUGCAAAAUGGUCAGCUCCGCCGGGGAGAUUGCCGUGGUCGCGCUGGGUAUUUUACUAGCUGUGUGCCAUGCCUUGGAGAACACAACAUCUGCCUUGAGUGGUCCCCCAGUGGCUGCCGCAGUCCGUUCCCAUUUUAACGACUGUCCCGACUCCCACAGUCACUUCUGCUUCCACGGGACCUGCAGGUUUCUGGUGCAAGAGGAGAAGCCAGCAUGUGUCUGCCAUUCUGGGUUUGUCGGGACGCGAUGCGAACACGCAGACCUCCUUGCAGUGGUAGCUGCCAAUCAGAAGAAACAAACCAUCACUGCCUUGGUGGUGGUUUCAGUGGUAGCGUCCGUCGUCCUUAUCGUGGCCUGUGUACUAAUACAUUGCUGUCGGAUAAGAAAACAUUGUGAGUGGUGCCGAGCCUUCAUCUGCAGACACGAGAAGCCCAGUGGGCUCCUGAAGGGGGGAACUUCCUGUUGCCAUUCAGAGACAGUGGUCUGAAGGAGAACUGGAUCUGACCAAUAUAUUAAUUGCCAUGGCCAGAUGGGACUGCUGCAGUAUAAUAAAGGAGGCCUAUCCCAUUCCAGAGAAGAACAUUUUUUCCAUGGAAGAAAAUGCUCUGGCGGGGGAUUAGUAUCAAGCAUACACUACAUUACCUUGACUCUUCAUAUGCAUCCUGUAUUAUAGGCUGAGCUUUCAGAACCUUGCCAAAUCGAGGGCACCAUCUCCAUGGGGCUAUGCAAUGUGAAGCCAUGAAGUAACGAGUAGACCACCUCUCAACCACCAUGGACUCUUAGACUGUUUUUUAUGAGACUUCAGACUCGGACACGAGAACGACACGUGGGUCAGCUUCAUGUUUACGUAGAUGUGAUGAUUUGGGGGGGUGGGGGAGGGGAAGUAGGUUUGACACCAGCGAUUGGGGGUGGGGGAGGGAGCGUGUACAGUUCAGGUUGGAGAUUGCUUACUGGCUGUCUGUCGGUAUCUGUCCUGCUUUGAGACUUUAUGGAACGUACCUGAAGACUGGGUCUUUGGUUCAUGCAUUUGUUACAUAUUUGACUCAUUAGGAGGAGCAGUUGAAGGUCUCCGUUUUUCAAAAGAGAGAACGCAGCCCUUUCAAAGGAAUAUCCUAUUUGCCUGACUGCGAUGUUUUUCCUUUAUGCUGCCGGGGCCAUUGGGAGAUUCGCCCUGCCAGAUGAAAUCUGGGGCAGGGGAAAUACAGGACGAGGUGGACUGGCCGGGGCUAUCCUUUCCCUUUCUGAUGAUAUUCAAUUCCUCUUCAUCAGGAGACAAGUUGCAAGAGAGAAAUAGCAACGCGCGAGCCCGUGUGGCAGGGGGUGGAAUGUGUUCAAGCCCCCGCAGUCCUUUGCGUUUUAAAUGUGAUGGCAGAAAAUAUUACAAGUUAUUGAGGCAGAAAAAUGUGUUUGCAGGUUAAAUGUCUUCGGUGUUCUUGGAAAGCUGAAAAAAUGGAACAUGGAAAUAAGCAUAACAAAAUGGCGGCCAUUGGGGUGGUGGCAAUCUAGGCAUUUAGAGCCUGAUCCAAAGCUUAUUAAAGUCUUUCCAAUGUCUGUAAUGGGUUUGGAUGAGGCCCUUAGACAUGUGGCUUUUUGCAUUUCUUUAUGCUCUUUAGGGACUGUUCAGAAAACUUUAGGAGUUGCUGUGUUAUGACAGCGGGAAACCUAGGGCCCAGUCCUGCAAACCCUUCCACAUGGGAAUAGAAUAAGCUCAUGGGGUCUGAUUUUGAUCUUGCUUACACUGGUGUAACUCCAUUGGUUACUCUGGAGUGAGAUCAGAAUCAGGCCCUCCUAAGUAAAUGGGACUAUUCCCUGGAGUAUGGAUUAUAACUUGUAGGUAAAUGUUUGCAUACCCCUAGACCCUCUUUGAGUCUGAGAGGAUAAACCCACACCAUACAUUAUGCAAUUGGAUAACAAACUUGACAGUCCCACCUAUGAAAUAUUCUUCUGAAUGUUGAUCUGAAGUUUGCUUCCAGAUCUGCCUGGCAAAAUACAGUCCUAGAGUCAAAUUCACUUCUAUGGGCCUAAGUGAGACCUAUCCGUCCACUGAUGUCAGUGAAGUUUCCCCUGCUUACACCUGUUAGGAAUUUGGCCCUAGGUUUGUCCUGAUGAUUGAAGAGCAGAAUUUCACCCUUUUGUUUAGAAGCAAAAUGUUAUGGGAGGAAUGCUUGCAACUUUAACCCAGAUCCAUAGUAGGGAAAAUAGAAACAACAAUAUAUAUUUAUCUUAUAUAGAGAAACCACUGCCUUACUUAUUCAUUUUCAAACUCUUCCCUAAAAGAGGCAACAGUCUUAUGAACUUCUGGUUUCCUAUAAUACAGCAACCUAAUGACUGGCACCGGAGGAAAUUUCGAAAUAGAUACACAAGUGAUGGUUUGUUCCAUAAUCUUAAUUGUCAGAGAUCAGCAUGUUUCAACACUUUGCUGGACCUGCACCUUGACUGAGUCUGACGCGGUCUUCCAACGGCCCUGAUUCUACACCUAUUAAGUCCACUCCCCUUGAUUUCUUAUGGAGGCAGAUUGACCCCCCCAACCAAAAGAUGGCUUUUGUCAGUCUCUGCCCAGGAUUUUUUCCCUGCCCAACUCCGUUUAAUUCUUUGAUUUAUUUUUAAAGCUGAUUUGAAAAAUUAAUUUUAAAAUAGCAGCAUCUGUGUCUGAGAGGUGGAUAUGGAUUAUUGCACUUGGCAGUGACGUGGCAGGCACUUCGUCUUGAGGGUGUGGCAGCGUGGGGUGUGGUCUGCUCAAUUUCUGAGCUGAAUGUGUGACUCCAGCAGUGAUGCUCGGCGUCUGUCAAAGAGGAAAAGCCCAACACAUCUAAUGUCCUGAUUCUGUAAAGCAGUCCGGAUCAGCAAAGCACUUAAGCGUCUGCUUAAAGUUUAAGCAAGUGCUUAAGCACUUUCCUGAAUCGGGGAGUAAUUGCUGAAUUACCCACAUUUCUCUGAUAUCUUCUAAAACAUCAGAGCACCCUCUCCUUGGCUCAAAACAACCGGAGAAGAAAUAUCUGAACUGAAGUGCCAUGUAACUGCCCUGCAGCAGGUUAAUAGUUCUGCUCCAUUUCUGAGAUCCCUGAAAUCUUUUGUGUAGGGAUUGUCUGUUCUUGGUUUCUGAGCACUUCAGGAAACUUGGGGCCAAAUUUCCUGCUGGCAUAAGUGGCCAUAAAUUCUAUUGAUAUCGGUGGCACUCUGACCAUUUUUGUCGGUGGCAAAUUCAGCCCUUAAGAUUGAAGCGGUGUUGCUGAUGGCCAUAAUUACAAAGAGCUGUAUAAAUCGCUUAGUCCUGCUUUUUAGAACGUAGGCUUUAACCUCUAACCUAGGGCUCCCAAGAAAAGUUCGACCUGAUUUUUAGUGCCCUUUUUCACCUUAGAACAUGCAGAGUGCUCCAGCCAUGAGGAGUGGGGACUGUGGUUUUUAGCAUAGUUUUUAAAAAAUUGCGUCCAAAUGUCGUAUGGAAGCUGUGCAUUUAGGGCCCAAUUCCACAAGGAGCAGAGUACCUUAUAUUGCACCCUGCAGGAUAGUGCUUUUUCUCUCUUUUUUGCUUUUUAUAUGGGAAUAAGACUAAAGAAUUGAUUUCUUGUAGCCUAAAUUAUUUAGGCUUCUCUUCACGCCUUGAUUCAUGGGCCCAUUGGGGCUGUUAGGCUUUAUUUCGCAAGCCUUGUUCCUGGACCGGGCUGCAGGGUCAGGUCCUGUGACAACAUCCAUGAGCAGAGGGAUGGAUCUUGCAACUAACGGUUGGGUCAUUAGUUCUCUGACCACCCCACCUUGUCCUCAAACCUUCCAGGGAAGUUCCUUCUCAGGAAGCUGUAUAGCCAUUAGUGCUGGGUGCACCCCAAGAAGUUCAUAGGAAUUCAUUCAAAAGCCUGGGUCAGAUUUGCCGUGGAUGACGUUCUGACACUCUUCACCCCUCCCUAAUGGUGGUAUGGCUUUAAGCCUGAGUGCUGCUUUAACAUCCCAACUCAGAUGUUUUGCAUGUUAAGAUGGCACGAACACACAGGUAUCUGAUACUCAACGAGGCACGUCUCGGCUAGGCGCAGCUCUGUCCCUCCUUAUUGCCUGGAAAUGUAUUGAUAGGUAAGAAGCUCACACAUGCCUACUGAGUUGACCCACUAGUGAGAAUGUUCGUGCAGCCACUAAUUUGACCUUUUUU
Messenger RNA from Chelonia mydas (Green sea turtle), 4789 nucleotides. RefSeq names its product transforming growth factor alpha (gene TGFA). Gene Ontology annotation, biological process: positive regulation of cell population proliferation; positive regulation of mitotic nuclear division; epidermal growth factor receptor signaling pathway. NCBI's taxonomy places the organism in Eukaryota, Metazoa, Chordata, Testudines, Cheloniidae. The record is from RefSeq and is a predicted model, not a curated record. Bases 659 to 1138 code for a protein of 159 amino acids. The transcript has 6 exons.